Leptonychotes weddellii (Weddell seal) is the source of this 1225-nucleotide messenger RNA. The record is from RefSeq and is a predicted model, not a curated record. NCBI's taxonomy places the organism in Eukaryota, Metazoa, Chordata, Mammalia, Carnivora, Phocidae.
GGUAACUUCAGUGCGUUUAUGCAGAAGGAGAUCUUCGAACAGCCAGAGUCCGUUUUCAACACCAUGAGAGGCCGGGUGAAUUUUGAGACCAACACAGUGCUCCUGGGCGGCCUGAAGGACCACCUGAAGGAGAUUCGGCGGUGCCGCCGGCUCAUCGUGAUUGGCUGUGGAACCAGUUACCACGCCGCUGUGGCUACGCGGCAAGUUCUGGAGGAGCUAACGGAGCUCCCUGUGAUGGUUGAACUUGCGAGCGAUUUUCUGGACAGGAACACACCGGUGUUCAGGGAUGACGUUUGUUUUUUCAUCAGCCAGUCAGGUAAGGAUGACGGGUUUGUGUUAGUUCACCUCAGGGCUCUGUCCUCUUGGUAAUACACCUUGUAUCUCCCUCCUGCCUUCAUGCAGUGAAGUUCUCUGUGCACUGAGCAUAUGCCAAACUCUCCUGUGCCUAUGGUCACUUAACCCUCAGAGCCAUCACUUCCUGUCCCGUGUUAUGGGGAGGAGGCCGUGCAGCCGGGGCUUCUCACCACUCCUGUCGUCCCAAGUCCGGGACUUAAGGGACCACUCACCAAAGGGCUUAUUCGUGUGUGCUGGGUGUAUUUAGAGAGGUGAAAGUUCUUCCAAAUUCUGCUGGUUGAGAGUCACUUCAAGGACUAUGUGCAUGCUUUGCAGUGCCCCUGCUGCCCAGCAGGGGGACACAGAGAGAGACAGCACGCAGGUGUCUGGCUCACCGCACCUUCAGUAAACGCUAAGCCUGGGCAUUUGUUCCAGUUGGGCUGGGCAGAGAGUCAGGGAGGUGAUUCAUGGCCAUAUGCUUGGACUCUCUGUGACCUUUAGAAGGAUUUUUAAAAACAGUUUAAUUAUGGAAAAUUCCAAAUCUCUGUAAAAGUAGAGAUUCACGUAAGGAGUCGCCUGUCCUCGGCAAUGAUUAGCUCAGCAGAGCUGGUGUCAUCCAGAUCCACGUUAACCUGUCCCCUCCACGGGGUUAUUUUGAAGUCAAUCCCAGACAUUGUGUCGCUUCAUAAAUACCUCACAAUGCAUCUCUAAAUGGUAAAAGAAAAAAAAAAAAAAAACAUAACCGCAAUGUCAUUACCACCAUGAACACGUUAGCAGCAAUGCCCUAAUAUCCGUUGGGACUUUGAAUCCUGCUGCCCAGUUGAAUUUUUUUUUUUUUUAAAGAUUUUAUUUAUUUAUUUGAGAGAGAGAGAAUGAGAGAGAGCACAUGAGA